AUGGCUGUUCCGAAGGGAAAGCGCAGCGCGUCCCUGUGUCGGCGGCGGCAGCAAAUAAUAUUUUAUGACAAACUUGACGGAGUUUUUAAAAGAAGAAGAGAGUGGUUUUACAGAAGUGCUUUUGUUGCUUCUGCUGCUCCUCUGAAGCAUUUGCUGCAGCGCAGCAGCAGCAGCAGCAGCAGCAACAGGGUGCUGCAGCAAAUCAACCAGCAAAUUCCCACCACGCCUUCCCUCGGCUUCAGGUUCCCCGGCUUCUGGCCUGGCAGCGCGGAUGUAAGAAUAGUCAUCCAGCAGCAGCAAGAGCAGCAGCAGCCGCAGCAGCAAGAGCAGCAGCAGCAGCAAGAGCAGCAGCGGCAAAAGCUCAUGCUGUAG
Messenger RNA from Eimeria tenella, 372 nucleotides. RefSeq lists its product as uncharacterized. The coding region runs from base 1 to 372 and encodes 123 amino acids. The transcript is spliced from 2 exons. NCBI's taxonomy places the organism in Eukaryota, Apicomplexa, Conoidasida, Eucoccidiorida, Eimeriidae. The record is from RefSeq and is a predicted model, not a curated record.